This is a messenger RNA of Caenorhabditis remanei, 261 nucleotides long. RefSeq lists its product as uncharacterized. NCBI's taxonomy places the organism in Eukaryota, Metazoa, Nematoda, Chromadorea, Rhabditida, Rhabditidae. Gene Ontology annotation, cellular component: membrane. Bases 1 to 261 code for a protein of 86 amino acids. The transcript has 2 exons. The record is from RefSeq and is a predicted model, not a curated record.
AUGACUGUCGUGUCGGUUGAUACCAAGAGUGGAUAUAUUGAGACUGAUAAUGAUCGUCUCAUUAUGGUCAUUUUGCUCAUUUUUCUUCCGCCCCUCGCUGUCUUCUUCAAAUCUCGUGGAUGUACCAGUGCCGUCUGCCUCAAUAUCGUCCUCUACAUCUUCCUUAUCCUUCCAGCAUACUGUCAUGCCACGUGGUUCUGUUUCAUCAAGGGAAGAGAACAUGAAGUGAGAGCAGAACUCUCACCGGCUCGUCGUAUUUAG